UUAUUACCAUUUACACAUAUUUUCUGUAAAAACACCCAUUAUAAAAUAAUAAUUAAUGAAGAGAUAGUGCUUAUAAAGCCCAUACGCUGCAGCCUAAAAAGUUUAUUGUACUACUUGAUUUAAAUAACAAAAAUUUUAGAAAAGAUUAAAAAUCUCUAAUGUGGAAUGUAAGCUUGAAUUUGCUACCUGUAUCUUAUGAAUUUAUCACUCUUACACAAGCAACAUGACAUCUCAAACUUUUGUCUUAAAUCUCAACAAUAAAUUAUGCAAAUUAAUUAACAAAAUUCGAAUUUCAGAUCUGAAAUGGAAUUUAAUAUAAAGAAAAAGUUAUCAAUAUCUUUUUUUAUCGCAUGCUCAAUGUUAGUCAAUUUCAAAGCGAAAGUAUUCUGUCUGUACUAAGGUAUAUGUAUGUAAUACGCAUAUAUGUAUAUAUGUAAUAUAAAAGCAUAUGCUUCUGAUUUUGUGAUGUUAUAAUGUCACAUUUGUUACAGUAGUAUUUAUUUUUAUAUAUUAUUUGCUCUUGCAAGUUACUAUCACAAAAACUGUCUCAUUACGACAAUCUCGUUGAAUGUAAAGAAAAAAAUUUCAUAUCUCGGGAAGAUUUCGGUAAAUUUCAUAAAGCUGCAAUUACAUCAUCUGUUGAUCGAUCGUCGGUAACAACGUCGACAACGUUAAUAUAUGCCAAAGAAUAUUAAACUUUAAUUGUUUGCAUUUCUCAUUCGAUUAUGCGAACUCUGAUUUAAUAUUAAGGAGAAGUUCGCAGCGAGAUCGAGUUACUUAAAAAAAAACGUGCGUUUGACUGCGUUUGACUUGUCAAAUUCUCUGUCGCGUGAUCAUUUGAGCCUGUUCCAGAAUAUUCGAACCUUCAAAUUCAUUCUUUUCUUACUCAUUUCGAUACAAUGUUUGAAGAAUCCAAUGCGUUUCGAUGUUCGCGAUAUUUAGCGAUCGAACGUUUAAGCAAGCUGAAUCGUUUUCUGAACGCAAAGUCCGAACUUCAGGAAAGUUCGGCAGGUACAACUUGUCAGGACUGUUGGAGGACUUAGAGGUUAUCAAUCAAUUUGAUUUGUCUGCAUGGCGCGCCGAAAUGGAACACACGAAAGAGGAACAAGACUCUACUGCAAAACACAAAACGAUGGAGAAUACGGAACAGACGGAUCAUCCUUGGAACACCCUCGAGACCAUAACCACAUUCGAUCAAGGGAUGGAUAAUAGCACAAGUUCAACCUUUCGCAUAAACAGUAAAAACAAUCAAAACAAUGGGGAAGUCGCACAACGAACGGCAAGACAGCAAGCAAUGACUCAAGCCACCGGUGUCUUAAUCGAAUCACUUCUACAACAAUUGUGCGCUAUGUUAGAAGGGGAUAAAGUUCACAGAAAUAAAUUAUACAGUGAUAUCUGUGAUAAACUAUACGAGUUGCAAUUACUUAAUGAUACUUACAAUACAGUGGAAUUUGAUGUACUGAAAGGAAGGUAUCAACGUGCUUUCUAUCAAUUCCUCAAUGUUGCUCGUGCUCAGUCUGAAAACAAAAGUGUUCUAUCUAUACCAAGGUUUCUAGUACCAAAAUUGUCGCGUUACCAAGUCGAAUUUCAGGAAAUAUGCUUCAUUGCUCGCGGAGGUUUUGGCAAAGUUUACAAAGCACUGCAUCGUCUCGACCACACCAAAUAUGCAAUUAAAAAAAUAAUUAUAUCCGUUGAUCGUAUGGAAGUUAUGCAACAGCAAGUGAAUGAAGUAAGGACAUUGGCUAAAUUAAAUCAUACUAAUAUCGUUUCCUAUAAUGCUGCUUGGACCGAACCAUUGCCACCUUCUUAUGCUUCAUCUUAUGCUUCAAACACCUCAUCCACUGAAUCAUUACGUACAUCGAAAUAUCAGCGAGAAGAAUCUAAAUCGUCCAGUUCGAUUAUCGAAGAUUUAUUCAAUGAUGAUCUCAAUCUUAAUAAAGGUAUUAUUACAAUAAGCAAUAGGUAUAAUGUUAUUAGAUAUAUUAUUGUUAUUAGAGUAUCUUAUGCACCCGAUAUAGGUAUAAAAAGUAAAAAGCGCAGUAAAAUAUGUAAAAAUACCAGAGAUAGUAUUAUUAAUCAAGAUACUGUUAGUGUAAAAUUUGAAGAACUUGAUUCAUCAGAUGAUAUCACAGAAGAAAAAAUAGUUAGGGAAAGUAACAUAGAAGAAUAUACUGAAGAAUCAGACGUAGUGUCUUUUCGAAAUAGUAAUGAAAAUUCAGAUCAAGCAAUCGUAGAUACAGAUACUAGUAAUGGUCCUUUAUACGAAGAAUCUACUAAUCAGGCAAUAUGUACUUACACUUCUGAUAAAAAUCAAUCGUAUUAUAUCUUAUACAUUCAAAUGGCUCUAUGCGAACAAACACUCGAACAAUGGCUACGCGGUAAAAUAAGUAUAACGCCUGAACCAAUGGUUAGAACGAUAUUUCAACAGAUUCUUAAUGGAGUCGACUAUAUACAUUCUCAAAAAAUCGUUCAUCAUGAUAUAAAGCCAAGCAAUAUAUUUAUAUCAACUUCUGGUCAACUUCGAAUUCAAUUGGGUGAUUUCGGUUUGGCUUGUCCAUUACAAAAAAGAGACAAUCAUCAUUCGGUAGGUGGUACUCAUGUAUAUGCAGCACCAGAACAACUACAAGGAAAGUGCGAUCCAAAGAGUGAUAUCUAUAGUAUAGGAGUUGUCCUCAUUGAGCUUUUAAUUUCAAUGAAAACUCGAAUGGAACUAGUUUCAAUAAUUAGUUCCUUAAAAUCAGGCAAAGUACCGGAAACUCUCAAACAACAUAAGUGGGCACAAAUGGUCAAGCAAUUAGUGCAAGAAGAUCCCAUUAAUCGACCAUCGACAAGUCAGCUUUUGCAGGAUUUAAACCAAGAUAAGGAUGUAAUAAUAAAUAAAUUGGAAAAUACUAUUGUACAUUUAAAAGAUGACAAUCGCACUCAAGCUGACCAAAUUCAAAUGCUACAACAAGAGGUUGCGUUAUUAAAGGAAAAAAUUCAACAAUUGUCGCUUGGCAAUAUAACAAAGUAGACUGUCAUUUCAUGAGUCUAAGCUCAUGAAAAAUCUUGACAUAACAUGUUAAUAAAACUGCCGAGUAAUUUUUUAAAUUAGUUUCUGAAAAACUAUAAUAAGUAAUUUUAUGCACACAGGAAAGUAAAAAACAUUUGGUUUUUAAACAUUUGGAAAUUUAUAUUUUAAUUCAACUUUUUUUUAACAGACAUGAACAAUGUAACUAGAUGUAAAAGAAGUUUUACAGCUAGUCUUUUCAUUCCGUUUUUAAAAUUAAUCUCACUGAUUUCAAACAAAUUUGUCAAACUUGUUAAAUCUGCUUGCAUGUGUGCAUUAUUACACUUAUUUCUCUCGUAAGAUGAUCUUUUGAUAUGGAUCUGUGAUAUCUUAAGAUUAUACUCUUGAAUAUAGGAAUGAAAUAUGAAUAUCAGCCUACUCAUAUUUAUUGGUCAUCAUAAUUGAUCAAUAACCUUAAACAUACAAUUGUAUUAUAGUUUGUAAUGUGUAUAAUAUGCAGUUUGACUGACUAAAAUAAGACUACUGAAGAAAUCAAAAAAUAUAUAUAAUUAAAUAGUGCCAAUUAUAUAAAUAUCAUAAUCGAAUAUGGCGCAUGUAAAACCAUUUUACAAAUAUUUUUUACUAUGUAGACAAUACGUAAUUAUGUAUAUGUAAGCAUGCAUAUUUUUACUGUAUGAUACGGAUAUAUAUUUCUGCCUUCUUUUACUUAACAUUACUUCGAUACACGGAAAAAUUUUACCAAAGAUCUUAGGAAUUUGAAUUGUAAUAGAUAUGUUAUCAAGAACAUGACAAUAUAUCACACGAUUUUACAUACU
Molecule: messenger RNA, 3825 nt
Organism: Monomorium pharaonis (pharaoh ant)
Lineage: Eukaryota; Metazoa; Arthropoda; Insecta; Hymenoptera; Formicidae
Product: eukaryotic translation initiation factor 2-alpha kinase 1
Exons: 9
Coding region: 926-3013 (695 amino acids)
Biological process (GO): protein phosphorylation
Molecular function (GO): ATP binding; protein kinase activity
Source: RefSeq, a predicted model, not a curated record